GCCCUCUCCUCUCCCUAAAAACCCACAAAAAUCCCUCCGCAUUCCUGCGUUCCAUCCACCAUCUCUGCGGACUGGAAUCAGAGAGAGAGAGAGAGAGAGAGAGAGAGAGAGAGAGAGAGCGAGAGGGAGAGGGAGAGAGAGAGAGAUAGGCGAAGGGGAGGGACUGAGGGAGGGGGAGGCGGCGGCGGCGCAAUGGGGAUCCAGGGGUUGCUGCCGCAGCUGAAGUCGAUCAUGGCGCCCAUCAAGGUGGAGGAGCUUCGGGGCCAGACGGUGGCCGUCGACACCUACUCCUGGCUCCACAAGGGCGCCCUCUCCUGCGGCGACCGCCUCUGCAAGGGCAUCCCCACCACCAGGCAUAUUGAAUACUGCAUGCAUAGGGUUAACAUGUUGCGACAUUAUGGCGUGAAACCAAUUCUUGUAUUUGAUGGGGGCCUUCUGCCAAUAAAAAGUGAUCAGGAAACGAAGCGAGCAAGGUCGAGAAAGGAAAACCUUGAGCGUGCCAGGGAACAUGAAGCUGCUGGGAACUCACGUGCCGCUUUUGAGUGCUAUCAGAAAGCUGUUGACAUUACACCUAGAAUUGCUUCUGAACUGAUCGAGGUACUGAAGAAAGAAAAGGUAGAUUAUAUCGUUGCACCUUAUGAAGCAGAUGCGCAAAUGACAUUCUUAUCUGUUAACAAACUUGUUGAUGCUGUAAUCACUGAGGAUUCAGAUUUGAUACCAUUUGGUUGUUCCAGAAUUAUUUUCAAAAUGGACAAAUUUGGGCAAGGAGUUGAAUUUCAGAUUACACGAUUACAGCGAAAUAGAGAGCUUGACUUCAAUGGAUUCACAAGGCAAAUGCUACUCGAGAUGUGUAUUCUAAGUGGUUGUGACUAUCUCCCCUCAUUGCCAGGAAUGGGUGUGAAACGAGCUCAUGCACUCAUCCAAAAGCUUAAGUGUCAUGAGAAGGUGAUCAAGCACCUGAGGUACAGUGUUGUUUCUGUUCCACCUCAAUAUGAAGAGAACUUCAAGAAGGCAAUCUGGGCAUUUAAGUUCCAAAGGGUCUAUGAUCCUGCUACAGAAGAUAUUAUUCAUUUGUCAAGCGUGCCUCACGACCUCACUGAAGACUUGGAAUUUUUGGGCCCAUGGUUACCGCAAGAUAUUGCCAAAGGCAUUGCUCUAGGGAACAUCGAUCCACUUACAAAGGAAUCAUUCCAGACUAAACCAGAGUGCAGUUCACCUGCUGUUGAUAGGGUUUGUCCAACCAGAGAGCAUAUUGCUACUUCAAAUGGGAAGAAGAGGCUAGAUUUGCCCGUGCAAAAAAAUAUAUUGACGAACUACUUCUGCUUAGCAUCCCUUGAGGCAAAACGGAAAUUCAGGGCACCCAAAGUAACAGCUAAGCAACAAACAUCAAACGGGUCUUUGCCUAGUUCGCAAACUCAAGACUCUGAUACCCCUGAUUCAAUCGAAGAUACUAUGUUGCCAACAGUUCGCAUUCAAGCUUCUCAAUGUAGUUCUGAGCUUUUAAGCUCUGAACCUUCUCAAGAUGAGCCAAUCAAUGCUGCAUCUCAGCUUAGCUCUGAGCGUUUCAGUUCUGAGAGUUCCCUCAAUGAUUCAGCCAAUAUGUUUCCACAAUGCAGUCCACAUGAUGUUGGUAGUGAUCCUCCUUAUGAGGACACGGGAAUUGAAGACAGAAAGGUUGAGGCUGACUACUGCAACGAAAAUACACUGCCAACAAUUCCUUGCUUAGCAGGAAAAUCACCCAGAAUAUCAGAGCCUUCUUUACUUCUAAAUAACAUGGGACCAUCUAUACUGGUUCAACCUUAUACUGAAGGCAAUGUGGCCUCCAAAAAUAAAGUCAUAGUCAGAAGUCCAUACUUCAAAACGGUAAAUAAGAGAGUUUGCACAAAUCAAGAAGAUCAGUUAGAUGAUGAAGAGGAUUAUGAUAUUGGUACUAGCAAUCUUUCUGGAGAUCAACUUAUGAAUUCUGGCAUGUUGAAGAGAAGAAAACUUUCUGGCGUCCAAAAUUUCAAAGAUGAAUCGUUACAGCCGAUUAGUUCUGAUGAUAGUCCGCCAGUCAUUGAUGAAGGUCGUGAUACUGAUGACCUUGAUGAUGCAAAUAUAAGGACUGAAGGAAGAUUUGGAUGCAAUGUUUCCCAUGUGAAUAUGUACAGUGGAAUUGCAGAAAAAUCAAUGGAUAAGUUUGCUGCAUUGGUAUCAUCUUUCAGAUACCCAGGCUCCCGUGCCAGUGGCCUUCGUGCUCCUUUAAAGGAUGUGAAGAACACACUUUCUGUGAGAUCUAUUCUCAGAGCUCCAGAAAAAGGCAAAUUCAGAUGCGCAUCAAAGAAAUCAGAUCUAGGCCCCCCUUCAAGAAGCAGAUAUACAAGUGAUAACAAGGAAACUGCUGCCAGCCCCCCUGAUAUUAGUGCAUUUGCAUACAGGCCUGUGAAAACUGUUCAUGCUGAUCAAGAUGGAACCACAAGCAAAACUAAAGAUGCUGCUGAUGCCCCCCCUGAUCUUGGCACGUUUGCUUACACUCCGAUGGCACCUACUCUCUGCCAUCCGGAUCGGAGCAAAUUCACAGGCACAGCUGUGAAAAUUGCAGAUAGCCCUCCUGAUCUAAGCACAUUUGCAUAUAAAUCUAUGAAAGGUGCAGUCAGAUAUUCGGAUGGGAGUAGAUUUGGAGGUACAGCACUGAGUGCUGCUGGAGGGACUUCUCGGAGACAAUUUAAAUAGAACCAGUGCUGCACAUGUUGGCUCACCUAAUCUGACCUGAACAAGCUGAAAGUUAACCUGUUUUAGUUAUUUUCUCCAAUGGUGAUCAAAAUGAAAGAUCUCUCGAGUGCUUUCAACAGCCAUACUUUCUUCACAAAACUUAACAAAGAUGGACUCUUUCCCCGCAACUUGCCAGCCCCAACAGUUUCAAGAUCUGGAAGUGCUACUGCCCAGGUUCAGCAGCAGCAAUUUCUGUGGUGAGAAAAAGAAAACAUUCCUGAUCAAAGCAUUUCCAUUUUUGAGCAAAAGGAAGCUGGAAGCAUAACUGAAGAUAGCUGACAUUAAUAUUGGAGGACCAUGAGCAGCUGCAGAGGCUCCUUGUUUGCCCGCCUGUAGCUGUACAUCCAUCCAUGAUCCAAUUCUAAAAGGACUACUGCUAGCACCAGGAGCUCUUCAUUUCAGAGCUCAUUUUGUAGGCUGCCUGUGUUCAAGUGUACAAGGUCUCUGUUUUUUUUUUGAUAAGAUGUACAUGCUCAUUUGUAUGUGCCUUGCAGAAGAGUCCUGGUGUGUGAAGACAGCACUCUCAUUUGUGAUUGUAUUUCACUGUCCCCCAGUAUACUGUUGUAUGAUCAUCUUUGUAACUCUGAGCAUGAUUAAGAGGUCAUCAUUGAGGGUGCCAACUCCUGAUCAAGAUAAAAGAUUUGAGUAUGGUGCCGUCCUCAA
Molecule: messenger RNA, 3414 nt
Organism: Setaria italica (foxtail millet)
Lineage: Eukaryota; Viridiplantae; Streptophyta; Magnoliopsida; Poales; Poaceae
Product: exonuclease 1
Exons: 14
Coding region: 193-2712 (839 amino acids)
Molecular function (GO): DNA binding; metal ion binding; 5'-3' DNA exonuclease activity
Source: RefSeq, a predicted model, not a curated record